AUGGUGCACCUCGCAUCCAUCAUCUCUGUCGGCCUAAUCAGCCUGACAGGCCUCGUAUCCGCCCAUCCAGGCCACGAUAUCAAAGCUGAAGCUGCCGAACGAGCUACAUUCCUACAAAAUGCCCCCAUACACGCACGAAGCCUUUCUCAGUGUGCCUCCAGGCUGAAAGCUAGAGGCCAUGAGAGACGGAAUGUUGCACGUCGCGAGAUGGCCGUAAAACAUCUGCGUCGUCGUCGUGGUAUUGACCAUGCUGGAUCAUAUCUCAAAGCCCGCAGUCUCGCCGAGGAUCUGAAUAUCUCUCACCACUCCAACCUCACGGGUAUCGAUCUCUCCACCGACCCGAGUGUUUUGUUCGCAUCUGGGGGGACUUGUAUUCUCGCUCCCGAUGUUACUCAGGGUCCUUACUAUGUCUCGGGUGAACUCGUUCGCAAAGAUGUCGUCGAGUCUCAGGAUGGUGUCCCUCUUUUCAUGGAUAUCCAGUUGAUUAAUACCAAUACUUGUGAGCCGCUGCCGGAUAUCUACAUGGAUUUGUGGCAUUGCAAUGCUACUGGUGUUUAUUCUGGCAUUGUUGCCGGUGGAAACGGAGACUCUUCUGAUGAAGAGAAUAUCAAUACAACUUGGCUGCGAGGUAUUCAGGCUAGUGAUGAAGAUGGUGUUGUUCAUUUUGAAUCUAUCUUCCCUGGUCAUUAUACUGGUCGGACUCCUCAUAUUCACGUUCUGACCCACCCGAAAAACGAAACCCAGGUCCUCGCCAACGGUACAAUAACAGGCCUCUACAAAACCCACUCGUCAUACGUCGGUCAAACAUUCUUCGAUCAAGACCUAAUCACAGCAGUGGAAUUGACAGCGCCCUACAACGCAAACACUCAACAGCUAACAACAAACGCGGAAGACGGAAUCCUCUCCGAAGAAGCAGAAACCAUUGACCCAUUCAUGGAAUAUGUUUAUCUAGGAGAUGAUGUCUCAGAUGGAAUCUUUGCUUGGAUUUCUGUCGGUGUUGAUCCUACUGCUGAUCGGGAUGUUACUCCUGCUGCUUAUAUCACUGAAGAUGGGGGUGUUUCGAAUCCUGAUUCGGGCAUGGGGGGCCCUGGUGGUGGUGGACCUGGAGGUGCUCCUCCUGGCUUUUCCGGAAGUUCUGGUGCUAGGCCUACUGGCUUUUAG
Penicillium antarcticum is the source of this 1161-nucleotide messenger RNA. Its product is annotated as intradiol ring-cleavage dioxygenase. Lineage: Eukaryota; Fungi; Ascomycota; Eurotiomycetes; Eurotiales; Aspergillaceae. The transcript has 5 exons. Gene Ontology annotation, molecular function: ferric iron binding; oxidoreductase activity, acting on single donors with incorporation of molecular oxygen, incorporation of two atoms of oxygen. The record is from RefSeq and is a predicted model, not a curated record. The coding region runs from base 1 to 1161 and encodes 386 amino acids.